CUCUGACCAAUCAGCUGUGCUUUCUGACGCAGGCAACUUACUCCCGCCAAUUCCGACUAGGAGCGCGAGGCAGGCAGCGGGGAAGCCGCGGAGGGACCUAGAAGAGCUGGAAGCGGCCAAUUGUGCGCUACUUUCGGGGGAACACAUUAGCAAUACAUGUCGGUGAGUUAGCGACAAAAGGUUAAGUUCCCCCCCACCCCCUUCGACCGGGGCUGUUUACGUGCCGUCAUAUCGAAAAUUCAUCCACCGGAGAAGCCGGCACCCUCAGGUUCGUGGUACGAAGAUGUUGGCUGCGGAGGCACCGUCAGUGGAGGGGCUCUUGGCAGCUUCGACACCCCGUAGACGAGGUAUGGAUUGUAAACCGAAUAAGGCCAACAAGAAACUGGUACAAGCUCGCCUCCCUUUCAAGCGCCUGAACCCGGAACCAAAAGAAAGCAAGCCUUCACCGAAGCGUCCCCGUGCACAUGUUUGCUCUGAACCAGUAGUCUCUGACACAGAGAAUGACAACGAGUCCGCUCCGCUCGCCGUGCCCAGUAGACCCGCCUUGGUUAAUGGCCGCGGGCCCCUCGAUUGCUUCCUCAGCAAAAGGCGCCCUUCAGCUUCAGACGAGAACAUUAUAGAUCUGUCCCACGGCGGCCCAUCUCCCGUCAAGUGCAAGAUGGGUCCCGUCACACCUCGCCGCACAUUAAAAGACAGACAAAGCGGGCACACGAGCAUAUCCCGCGGGAACUCCAGACGCGUGGAUCGCGCUGCUGACACGCACACUUCAGACCGCACAGAAAACCCGACAAAUAAAGACGACGAGACGGUGGUGGAAGAGGAGGAUGAUGGGAUCUUGCUGCUUGAUACGACGCGGGAGUCCGACAGCGAGCCAGAAGAGCAGAAUGCAUCGGAGAAUGUUUCCAGUUUGGGCAACAAGUCAACGUUGUCAAAUUUGUCAGGGUGUUCCACACGUGAGAGCUCGCCAGAGAGGACUAAAACAGAUGAGCACACGCCCGCCACCACACCAACUGCAGAGUCAGCAACCACUCCACCCCCUGCAGAUAAAAGGAAGAUAAAAAGACGCUCGUUAAAGAAUCUCCAAGAGCAAGAAGAAAGGCUUCGGCUGCGCCAGGAAAAGAAGCGGCAAAAGGAAGAGGCCAAGGCGGCCAAGGAGAAAAAGAGGGAUGAGAACCGUAAGCUGAAGGAGGAGCGUGAAAAGGAAAAGCGGGAGAAGAAGGAAAAGGAUGAGCGAGAGAAGCGGGAGAAAAAGGAGAAGGAGGAACGGGAAAAGGCAGAGAAGCUAAAAGCGAAGGAGGAGCAGCGCAAAUCCAAGCUGGAGGCCAAGCUUGAGGAGAAACGCAAGAAAGAGGAGGAAAAGCGGAUGAAGGAAGAGGAGAAGCGGGUGAAAGAAGAGAAAGAUCGUCUCAAAGCAGAGAAAGCGGAGAUCACAAGGUUUUUACAGAAACCCAAAAUCCAGCAGGCUCCAAAGACUCUCGCAGUGGCUUGUGGGAAGUUUGCGCCAUUCGAGAUCAAGGACAACAUGUGCAUGGCGCCGUUGUGCCGGGUUCAGUGCGAGGAGUCUGCCCUGGAGGAACUGGACCGCUGUUUGUCGAACCCCAGUGACGACCCGUGUUCACUGAAGGACUGGAUAGGCCAGAAACCUCGCCGCUCUGGCGCCACCAGACCCAGAGUGCCAACCGCCGACAGCGAUUGUAUUGCCGUGGAUGGGCCCAAACCAGAGGGCGUACCCGAUCGUAAACUGUACGGACCCAUGAAGUUGCUGCUGUUUCGUGAGAACCACCGUCCAGCUUACUGGGGAACCUGGAGGAAGAAGAGUUUUCACAUCUCACCGCGCUGCCCCCUCAGGAAAGACACGGAUUUAUUGGACUACGAGGUGGACAGCGAUGAAGAAUGGGAGGAAGAGGAACCCGGGGAGUCCCUCUCACAUAGUGAAGGGGAGGAUGAGGAGGAGGGAGGCGAAGAUGAUGACGACAACGAUGGCUUCUUCGUCCCUCAUGGGUAUCUGUCGGACGACGAGGGGGCGCUAGAAGAAGCGGAUGGCGGUGACCUGGAAAAGCAGAAACUGCAACAGAGAAGGAAAGCCAGGGAGUGGGAAGAGCUGAUGUCUACCAAGAACAAGAUGAAGGUGCUGCAGCCGGUGGUGAGGGGCUGCCUCUGGGCGGGUGAGGGCCCGGUCUCGGAUCUUCUGCAGUCAUACGCUGCAUGCCUCAUAGAACCCUUACCCAAGGCUGACAUGAGCCCCAGCCCAGAGGAGCAGACUGAGAAGUGCGCCAAAGAAGCGCAGUUGCUCGGUCAGCUACUGCCGCUGCUGCACGGCAACCUGAACAGUAGCAAGGUGAUCAUCACUGAGUUUCAGGAAUAUUGUCGGCAGAAAACAUUGUCCUCCACACCACCUUCUCAACUGUCCAGCCCCGAAACUUCGCCAGACAUUCCCACCCGAAUACAGUUGAAGCGUCUGAUCCAGAACAACGCAGUUUACGAGAAGCGCUCCACCUACCGACGCAGCUGCUGGUACGCACACGCCGAAGUUCUGUCCCGCUUCGGCCUGGAGGCUCUCCCGGUGCCCGGGCAGUGGUCCUACCUGACCGGCGGCGCGCGGGAGGAGUCCCGCGAGGAGGCGGCCACGGGCUCUCAGGGCAACUCACCCACCACGCCGCAGACUCCAUCCGCCACUUCGGCGGCCUCUAAAAGAAAGAGCACUGGCAGCAUGUCCAUCACCAAAUUCAUGAAGCGAUGUAGCGACCCAGAACAGACGGACGAAAUGGAGGCCGACGGUUUUCAAGCUGACACUGAGGAGGAUGACGACGACUGCAUCAUCGUCUCCAUGCAAAGCGCCAGAGAGAAUUCCUCCAACGAGGCAAGCGACGUAAUGGAAGUCACCCCGUCCGACACGGCUGCUCUCCCAGUGGCCAGCGCCGCUCCGACCCUCGCCACAGCCUAGGAAAAAGGCGAGGCGUUUCCCAUGUUCCUCGCCCUCCCCUUCUUUCCCUAAUUAAUUUCCUCCCCCGUGAGCGUGGCGAGGAAGAUGAAGUGGCGCACUCUGUUCACGCUGGAAUUACCCUGCCGCCAAGUGGCGGGAAGCUAGUUGAAAACUCCCUCAGGCGUGUUUGGUGUGUUUUCACUUUUCCGACUGUUCCGGCGCACCAUUCAUGGCAAGAAGUGUCCAAAAACAUCAUUAUUUACGUUUUAGAAACUUCAUUCUAAUGUUGUAAUUGUAUAUAGGCUGCCAGAAGUUAAAAUCACAUUAAAGGUUCCUCCAUUUGUUUCCUGUUGUACCAUUUACUCUGAUUACUUCUUAACCCAUGACAGCUCACUGGAGUAGUUGCUA
This is a messenger RNA of Phycodurus eques (leafy seadragon), 3331 nucleotides long. It is a transcript of the gene chaf1a, whose product is annotated as chromatin assembly factor 1, subunit A (p150). The record is from RefSeq and is a predicted model, not a curated record. Gene Ontology annotation, biological process: nucleosome assembly. Lineage: Eukaryota; Metazoa; Chordata; Actinopteri; Syngnathiformes; Syngnathidae. Gene Ontology annotation, cellular component: nucleus; CAF-1 complex.